This is a messenger RNA of Eufriesea mexicana, 2300 nucleotides long. Its product is annotated as armadillo repeat-containing protein 8. Gene Ontology annotation, biological process: proteasome-mediated ubiquitin-dependent protein catabolic process. NCBI's taxonomy places the organism in Eukaryota, Metazoa, Arthropoda, Insecta, Hymenoptera, Apidae. The transcript has 8 exons. Bases 84 to 2150 code for a protein of 688 amino acids. Gene Ontology annotation, molecular function: protein binding. Gene Ontology annotation, cellular component: GID complex. The record is from RefSeq and is a predicted model, not a curated record.
CUCGUGGUAGUUUAUUAUAUGGUACAGAAUUAUUUUAAGUGAAUAUCUGCAAUAUUUUUAUGUAAAACCGAAAGGAAAGAAGUAUGGUGUCAGUGAUGCAACCAUUCAUGGAUGUUGAGAGCUCGAGAAGUUACAUCGAUGAACUAUACUCGCUGGAUCCUCAAAAAUGCUUAGAAGCUAUUAUAUGUCUAAAAAAUUCUGUAAUUGGGAGUAAUAGACAAAAAGGAUCUGUAAUAGCACAAGGAGUAGUACCUCGUUUGUUACAACUUCUUGGAGAUUCAUCAGACAGAAUUGGAGACAAUAUUAGGCUUGAGGCUGCAGUGACUUUAGGUUCUUUAGCUAAAGGAACAGAUCAGCAUGUACUGGCACUUAUAGAUCUUGGUGUAGUGCCAUUGCUUUUUCAGGUUAUAUUAUCUACACCUGUCACAGAAACUCCUUUAGAAGGAAAACCAAAAGUAACAGAUUUAUUAAAUGAAGCAUGUUUGCGUUGUUUGAGAACAGUAUUUCAACAUUCAGCAGCCCCAGUUCAUUCGAUAUAUCAGGAUCCUGCAUUGGUACCAAGAUUAGUAUCAUUAGCAAAUCAAUCUGUUACUUGUCAAAUUUGUGUAGCAACAAUUUUAACAACAGCAUGUAAGACAACAGAAGAGCAAAAUGCUUUAUCUAAAGGAGGUGCAGUAGAAACAUUAGCAAUGCAGUUGGAUUCUCCAUUACCUGAUGUGCAGUUAUCAGCUUUAGCAUGCUUGGCAAAUAUGUGUCAUAAGAAUUAUAGGGUAUGUGUUAUGGUUGCAUCAGCAACUACCAGUAAUACACCACAGGGUAGGCUUGUACCUGUAGCAUUAGGACAGUUAAUGGGCCGUGAGAAAAGUUCGUUGAUUCAACUUGAAGCUGCAAGAUGUGUUACAUAUAUGCAUAGAACUGGAGUUUUACUAUACAAAGAUUCAAGGAUUAUAUAUCGUGCUUUACCUUGUUUGGUGCGUCUUUGUCAUCAAGAUCAUCCACCUCGUGAAAGAGUAGCCGCAGCUGAAACUUUGGCUUUUCUUACUGAAGUUAAUACAGAAUUGCAACGUUUAGCUUCCAUUAGUAAUCAUUUAAUUCCUACGCUAGCAGAGUUAUUACGACCUCAUCCACAUGUACAAGAUGCAACAUUAACGCAAGAUAUGCGACAAGCUGCUUUCAGGGCAAUUGCGUCUCUUAGUGCUAAUGAUGAAGAUAUUAGAAAACGUAUUAUUGAAACAGAAAGUCUUAUGGAGCAGGUGGUAGCAGGCCUUCAAGAUCCGGGUGGUUCGCAUGUACGUUUAGCAGCAGUUAGGUGCCUACAUUCUCUUUCCCGAAGUGUUCAACAACUCCGAACAACUUUUCAAGAUCAUGCUGUUUGGAGACCACUUAUGCAAUUGUUACAUGGAGCAGAUAAAGGAUUGGAAGGUAGAGGUGAAAGUGAAGUUGAUUUAUUAACUGUUGCCUCGAGUACUUUAUGUAACUUAUUAUUGGAAUUUAGUCCAAGUAAAGAACCGAUUCUUGAAUCCGGAGGAAUAGAGUUAUUAUGCUCACUUACAAAGCGGUGUACACCGGCAUUGCGAUUAAACGGAAUCUGGGCUUUGAUGAACGUGGCUUUUCAAGCCGAACAACAAGUAAAAUUGCAAAUUCUACAAUGUUUGGGAACCGAUCAGAUCUUUUGUCUUCUGGCAGAUAAAAAUAUACCGGUUCUAAUGAAGACAUUAGGUUUAUUACGAAACUUGCUCUCUACAAAAGCUCAUAUAGAUCGUAUAAUGGGAGAACACGCUGCACACGUUAUGCAAGCUGUUAUAUUAGUUUUAGAAGAUCCAAGACAUCCGGCAGAUGUAAAGGAGCAAGCUCUCUGUAUUUUAGCAAAUGUAGCUGAUGGGAAUCGAGCAAAGGAUCAUAUUAUGGCUAAUGAGGAUGUGCUUAAGAAACUUAUGGAUUAUAUGAUGCAUAGUAAUGUAAAGCUACAAGUUGCCGCAGUUUUUUGUGUGUGCAACUUAGUUUGGAGGGAGGAGCCUGGUGCUGCACAACGACAAACACGUUUAAAAGAACUAGGCUUUUAUCGUAUUUUACAACAAUUACGUCAUAGCAAGGAUCUUCAAUUAUUUGAUAGGGUCAGAACUGCUAUGGCACAAUUCUAUGAUGCUUAAAUUUCAAAUGUGUUAUUGAUGAAAGUUAGGUUUUGAUUUAGAGUUCUUUUAUAUGUGAAAUAUAAUUAUAUUUUGGUGUUACACUGUGAUUCUAUAUUUUGUUAAUGCAUAAGCAUUUUAUAUUUAUAUAGAAAACAUACAAAAACAAUA